This is a messenger RNA of Schizophyllum commune H4-8, 495 nucleotides long. Its product is annotated as HIT-like protein. The record is from RefSeq and is a predicted model, not a curated record. The coding region runs from base 1 to 495 and encodes 164 amino acids. The transcript has 3 exons. Lineage: Eukaryota; Fungi; Basidiomycota; Agaricomycetes; Agaricales; Schizophyllaceae.
AUGGGCAAUCUUCUCGAUGCAUUGAAAAGAAAGGCACAUCCGGACUGCAUUUUCUGCGACGUGACGCCCGAGAAGGGGUUCAAUGUCGUCGCUCAGGAUGACAAGUUCGUAGCAUUCCACGACCGCAAUCCUGCGUCUAAAGUGCACGUUCUUGUCAUCCCGAAGGACCACCACCGUAUGCGAUUCGACAGAGCUUCGGCGUCCUGCUUGAAUCGACGGAGUGAGUCUUUCUUCCCCGAGCGAUUGGUACGGCUCGCCGCUAACGUGCUCACCAGGUCGUGGAAUCUCGGAUUUCAUAUCCCUCCUUUCAACUCUAUCAACCAUCUCCAUUUGCACGUUCAGGUCCUUCCUUAUAGGUCCACAAUACGCAAGCUGAAGUACAGGAUCGCGGAUGGUCAUGGCUCGCGAACCAAAGGCUUCAGCUGGUUUGCAACCCUUCGUCAGGCCAUAGCUAUCUUGGAGAAAGGCGGCCGCGUGGGGGUGUUACCCUGCUGA